Messenger RNA from Solanum pennellii, 3213 nucleotides. RefSeq names its product nuclear transcription factor Y subunit A-2-like. Gene Ontology annotation, molecular function: DNA-binding transcription factor activity, RNA polymerase II-specific; RNA polymerase II cis-regulatory region sequence-specific DNA binding. Gene Ontology annotation, biological process: regulation of transcription by RNA polymerase II. The coding region runs from base 2260 to 2904 and encodes 214 amino acids. The record is from RefSeq and is a predicted model, not a curated record. The transcript is spliced from 5 exons. Lineage: Eukaryota; Viridiplantae; Streptophyta; Magnoliopsida; Solanales; Solanaceae.
CUUUUGAUAAUAUUUUGAUGGAAACGUUCAAUUUUUUAUUUUUAUUUUUUAUAUUUUUACAAUAAGCUAACUUCAUUUAUUAAGGUUCCAGAUUUGCACAUGUCUAUAUAUUUUUUUCUUCCUUUCCCCUUUAAAAGAGGUUUUAAUAAUGUCUUUUUAACAUAACAUGUAUAUAAAUACAGGUUAGUUCAUUGUUGGCUUGUCCUUUUUGAUAAAGUUGGUUUAUUAAAAGUUCUUAUCAUAUAUCCACACAAGUCCAAUGAUAGGUGCUCUCUAGCAUUCCUUUUUUUUUUUUAAUUCGAUGUUUAAUAUUCAUCUUAAAAUUUCAUUAAAUGUGAAUUUGCGGGUUGCAGUACUUUUAUUUUGGUGUAUCGGUUUUGGUAAAAAGAAAAAUUCAUUUUUAAAAGCUUAAAUCUGAAAUAUUUAAAUUAUAAAUAAAAGAAAUUUUGAAUAUUCUCUUGUGUACUUUAAUGAAAAAGUUAAAUCUUUGAAAGAUUUGCAACAAAAAAGUAUCAUAUAAGUAACUUUUAUGUGGCACUAAUGAGUGUUUUCCACAUGUAGCUAUCUUAUGGCUUCCAAUAAAUCUUCAAUAUAUCAUCCACCAAAAAAAAUUAUUGUAAAGUUUUAUUCAUUCUACAAUAAUGCGUUGAGUUUGUAAUAAUUUUUGGAAAUCUUAAUAUAUAUCCAAUGUGUAUAUUUAUUUACCAAAAAAGGUAUCCAAGUAAAGUUACCUAAUAAGGGUUAGGUCAUUUUCAUGUAGUUGAUUAAUAUACCAUUUAAGGAUUGUUGGAAUAGGUUUUUAUUAAUUUAUUUAUACAUCAUCAAAAUUAAGUUCAUUAAAGAAUGAUAAAAAAAAAAUUGUAACAUUAUUAAUGUUGAUAGUAAAUGAUGCAUUUGGCAAAGUAUGAUGAGUUCCAUUUAAGACAUCUUUUUGCCAUUUUUUGCAAUAAUUAUCUAAAGCUAUGAACCAUUUUUGCAGUUCUUUGAAGCUUCUCCUCUUCUUCUUCCUCCUUUUUUUUUUUGGUAAAGAAUAUUAUAUAAUUUAUUUUUGUGAUUUUAAAAACUUUUAGUAAUGAUCAAAAGAAUUUGGACUUUUUUUUUGCCAUACAAGUCAUGCUUUUAACCUAAAUAAAAGUGUACUUUGAUUUAUAAGUGUUCAACAACAAAACAAAGAGAAAAAACGUCAAAGACUUAUGAUCAACGAGGUGAACCAAAAAUUAUGAAGUUUUAAGUUCAAAUUUCAGUAACGAUAAUUAUUUUUGGUAUAUAAUUCUUAUUGUUGGUGGAAAAUAUAUAACAAAUAUUAUGUAAAAUUAAUCGAGAUAUGCAAUAGCUAGUCUGAAUAUCACGAUUAUAAGGGAAAAAGAAGAAGAGAAAAACAUAACAAUGUUUUUUUUCAAUGCAUAUGCUCAUACAUAUAUCUACUUAUUAAUCUAACCUAAUCUAAGUUCUUACUAUAUAGGAUUCAUUUGAAGAAAAAAAAGCACUUUUUAUUAUGAUUUUUUUAAAAAAUAUUAAAUUUUAAAAUCUUAUAUUAAAAACAAAAAUAUUAUCAAUAGAAGUCAUCUAGAGAUACUAAAUACUUCACCAACCAAUUAUAAUAGUGGGAGCCAAUUGUAUAGAUUUAUGCCAAGUGUGGAAACCAAAAAAGAACCACCUCAAUUAUCAAUUAUCCAAAAGCCCUAGUCAUUCCCCACCCACAACAUUACAUUUGGCAUUUAUAAACACUAAGAUUCAUUAAAGGGGAAUUCAAAUAUCUUUUUUAUUUUUAAAGCUCGAAUCCGAAACAGAUAAUUAACUCAAAUACUUAUACUACAAGAUCAUAGUUAACAUUGAGUAUCAAACAAUGUUUAUCAUAAAGGUAAGAAUACAAAAUGCAUAUGAAAAGAUUAAUUAUAUCCUUAUACGCCCUUCAACUAAUUAACCGAAUAGCUAAAGUCAUAAAAUUUAAAUCAAAAUUAUUAAAUUAUAAUUGUACAAUGACACUACCCAAAUAACAUAAAACUAUAUGUACACCUAAUCACAUAGGUAUUCUAAAAAGCUUAUGAACAACAUGUUCAGAGUGCACAUACAUACAAUUGAUGACACUUGGCUAGGGACCAAUUGGACAAGAUUUAUUAGGAAAAAAAAUAUAAACAUUUUCCCUUUUUCCCCCCUUAUGAUAUAGUCUUUAAUUAGGCUAUAUUUCAUAGGAUACUUCUAUCUAUUUGACAUUUCUUUCCUCUCUUUGUGAGAAUUUAUUUUAGAGUAAUAUUAUCUAUGGAGCAGCCUAUGUCUUUUGACUCUCAAUCAUAUAAUAUGGACUAUCAAGGCCACUUUGAUCUAGGUUUAUUUGGUCAACCUCUGGGCCGGAUUAUGCUACCAUUGAACUUCACCUCUCAUGAUGAAACCCCAAUAUUUGUCAAUGCCAAGCAAUAUAAUGGGAUACUUAGGCGUAGAAAAUUCCGCGCAAAGGAAAUAGAGAAGAACUUACUUAAACCGCGUAAGCCAUUCUUGCACCUCUCGCGCCAUCUCCAUGCCAAGCGUAGACCUAGAGGAGGUGGGGGGCGCUUCUUGAACACGAGGAAGACGGAUGGAAGUAUCAACGAUGAUGCAAACGGUACAACCAAGACUAGCAACAACAAAUGUCAUCACACUAGAUCACAAAAUUCUGAAGUUUUGCAGUGUGGUUUAUUCAAUUUUAACUCAACAAAGGAUACAACUAACAGUAUUUCCUCUAUUGACGCGUUUCUUGAUAUAACGAAUACUGGCCAUGACAUUCUCAUGGCCAGUAAGUGGGGUUCUGCAGCAGCAGUUGAUAACUGCUGCUGCAACAACCUCAGAAUUGAUGACGUUUUUACCCUUACUACAACCAAAUUGAGGGCUAUGGACUCUGUUCCUACCGCGAUUUGGUUGCUAGAAUAGGCAGAUCAUCCUUGGCUAUACUCAUUAAGGUUGCUUAUCAUAUAUCAUUCCAUGUAGCUAUCCAGGUAGCUACAUGGAUGUUACGAAGUGCUAAAACCUUAAUGCACUUUUUUUUUAAAGUAGGACGUAAGACGUUUAUGAAGGUUCAAAAUUAUCGAGUUUGUAAUGUUGUGUGUAUGUUGGUUUGUAAAAAUUGAGUUGAAGUGAUUAGUGUUUGGUGUGUUUGAGACUGGACUUGUACUAUUGUAUCAGAGUAAGACUCAUCUUAAUUCAUUGUUUCUGAUGUUGGGUCGUGUGACAUUUCUUAUA